Molecule: messenger RNA, 4336 nt
Organism: Aplysia californica (California sea hare)
Lineage: Eukaryota; Metazoa; Mollusca; Gastropoda; Aplysiida; Aplysiidae
Product: pikachurin
Molecular function (GO): calcium ion binding
Source: RefSeq, a predicted model, not a curated record
CGGAAGCAGUUGAAAUAUAAUCCUUAGAACUCAGAACUCAAGAGUAGGAAGAAAACAAUGACCACCGUAACAGUGCAGUCGUAUGUGUAGUGUAGUGUUACUUUCUUUAGCAGUGUAGCAGUAUGAGUUAGAAUUGUGAUUUUUAUACAUCUUUUGGGAUUGUUAUACACCUUCUAACUGAUGUAUCUAAUUUGUUUUCAUAUCUGAUCGAAGGAUGUUAUCGACACCUGAUAAAAGCAGAAGUGGGACACCGUAAGUUUCUUGUCAACUCUGACUUCGAGACUGGGUCUCUGGAUCAAGCGAACUUUUGCUGUGCCUUCGCUGAUCUUUUUCACUUAGUUCAAGAAAGCAGUGUUCAUUCUUACGGUCGAUAUUGCAGAACGUUUAGAUACUACACAAAGAAAUAACUGUCGCCAUGGCUGCUACAUCCUGCUUGAGUUUCAGAACAGUCGUUGCCUGGACUAUUGUACUGAAUUGUUUUUUGAUGGUUUCAGUGUCCGCCUCUCAAAGAGGAAAAGUGAUGGCCUUUUUUCAGAAACUUCCUGCCCCAAACGACGCCUCCACCGGGACUCAUCAGUCUUUAGAACCGCUGGAAAAUGAAAGCGACCCACCUGUGCCCGGGCCCAAGGUCGUUGGCAGCGGCCCCGCGGCCCCGAAGGUCAAGGUGAACCAGGACGGAGAGGUGAUGAUCAGCGACAAGGACGUGGUGCACGUGGAGACGGUGGACCUGACCAAAGGCCUGGAGCCGCCCCGGGCCAGUGAGCAGAGGCGUCCGCACCACAAGACGCAGAGCAGCCUCAUCCUGGAUAGAGGCUACUACGACGUGCUGGAGGGUGGGGGUGGGGUCGCCUCUCCCAACGACGUGAACUUUAACCCGCUGGACAUCCCCGAGGGCGGGAGUCUGGAGGAGGAGGAGGCGGAGAAGGAGCUGCUGCGGACCAACCAGAUCGGCGUGCCGUCUAUCCAGGAGGAGUUCCGUCCCCGGUUCGACGGGCAGGUCGUGUCGUGUGACGGUGUUGUGUGUGAGAACAACGGGACGUGCGCCGUCAUGCAAGGGGAGGCCAUCUGUAGGUGUCCUCUGGGCACCCUCGGGACCUACUGCGAGAGAGUGUUAGAAGUACGCUACCCCAAGUUCAUGGGCACCGGUUUCCUCGCCCUGCCCACCCUGCGCAACGCUCACAAGGAGUUCCGGGUGGCCCUGGAGUUCAUGCCCGAGUCGCUCAACGGACUCCUGCUGUUCAGCGGAGAGAUGUCGGACGCCCGCACCGACUUCUUCUCCCUGGUCCUGGACGAUGGAUACGUGGUCUACAAAUUUGACUGCGGCACGGGGGCUGCCGAGCUGCGAACACCUAACCGUGUGACCCUGGGAGCGUGGAACCGUGUGGAGAUGAGCCGCGUGGACAACCACGGCAGUGUACAGCUCAACAGUCACCAGGAAGUGGAGGGCUCAGCACAGGGAGACUACACGAGAAUCACGUUCCGACUGAACAUGUACGUGGGAGGUUUCUCCGACAUGGCCAGCAUCGCAGGCCGAGUGGGCACAGACUACACCUUUGUGGGCUGUGUGCAGGAGCUCUCCAUCAACGGCCACCUCUACGACUUCAGGCAGAAGGGGCUGGUAGGGGAGGCAGAGUUUGGAGUCAACGUUGCCAGCCCAGUUCACGUGCCCCACUUCUCGGGCCACUCGUACCUGGAGUUCCCGGGCCUGCAGCGGUCAGUGUUGUCCUUCACCGAGCUGGAGGUGGUGUUCAAGCCCACCAGUCCCGAUGGCUCCGUGCUCUACAACGGCUACUCCCGGGACCGCAAGGGCGACUUCAUCUCUCUGGCCAUGAGCGAGGGACACCUGGAAUUCCGAUUUGACCUGGGCACAGGCCCUGCGGUCAUUAGGAGCUAUGAACCUCUGAGUCUGAACCAGUGGCACCUUGUGCGCGCCUCUCGCACGGGCCUGAUGGGCACGCUGGACAUCGACGGCCAGCGACAGACCAACGGCAGGCAGGGUGCCUACACCCAGCUCACUCUACUGGACGGACUGUAUCUGGGCGGUCACCCCAACUACGACCACACCUCUCGCCACGCCAACCUCACCCGCUCCUUCACCGGCUGCUUGCAGAAGGUCGUGGUGAACAAGAGGACCAUCAGUCUGCUGGGCAAUGCUGUGGCGGGCGUCAAUGUCGGGCCGUGUUCUCACCCCUGUGCGGGCCAGCCCUGCCUCAACGGAGGCGAGUGUAAGCCCGUGAGGGACGCCUACACCUGCUACUGCCCCAUUGGCUAUUCCAACACAAACUGCGAGGACGAACAAGCACAGCUGCCCAAUAAGCCGAUGUUCAGCGGACAGAGUUUCCUCCAGUAUAGGGACAAGGAAAUCACUAAAAGAGUGACGGGCGACAGGAUGGACUUACAGAUUCACCUGCGGCCACGUGGCCCGGACGGCCUUGUGUUCUGGAGUGGGGAGGACCUGAGUGGCCCGACGGGCCGGGAUUUCAUGGCCUUGGCCUUCCAGGGGGGGAGUCUACAGCUGCGCUACAACCUGGGCAGUGGGGAGGCUAUGAUUGGCUACAAUGACUCGCGGCUUUUUGACGGGGGCUGGCAUUUUGUCAGGGUUCAGAGAGACAAGCAAGACUCUUAUAUGGAGAUAGACGGGAAGGAGAUAGUGGAGGGCAGCUCUCCCGGAGGCUACACUUCUCUCAACACCAACAAAGUUGUUUAUCUGGGCGGUAUGCCAAACAUUAUGGAGGCGACCGGAGGGCGUUUCAUGACGGGUUUCGUGGGUUGCAUCAAAGGACUUAAACUGGCCACGGAUUAUGACGUGAAACUUUUAGGUCAUGCCUACCGCGGCCGUAACGUCGUACAGUGCAAGAAAAAGAUGUUUUUGUAGUUUGUAUGGUUCAUUGUGCUUUUUCACCUUCAUACUUUUAGAUUUUUUCUCUCGUCUAAUUGACGUGUCAAUCAGGUUUUAUUGAUGAUGUUUAGGUUUAAUUUACUGGUAAAAGUAGUAUAAAUCAGAAAGAUUCUUUUAAAAAAUGAUUGUUCCUUUCCUGAAGAUUUAUUUAGGCUUGGCUUCUGCUUGGGAAAGAAAAUGAAGGAAAAGAUGGUUGUCCUGUUUCAAGAUGUGGGUGUCUCCUCUUAUGUCCUUAUACAUUAGUUGUGAGAUUAUAACCCUGGAGAGACAGCCUGUAAUUUCCUGAGUACCAAAUAGUGGAAAGAAACAACAUACAAAGUGUGCAUGCUGUUCGUACACUUGGAUUGCACCUCACAACCUCCUUUCCUCUUUGAAGAUGUGAGAGGUGUGUAGUUUUUGGGUGUCAUGUCGUCCUUGUUGCUUGAAAUGGGGGAUUGAGUCUCCCUAGCCUCAUCAUAGUCUCAUCCAAAUAUAUGAAGAUUGCUGGCAACAGACGAGAAUUGCUUUUUUUUAUGAGGCCAAAUGCACACUGGCAGUUCACGACAUAAAUUUAUCUUUUUUUUCCUAGGCACACCAGCAUUUGCUUUAGGAAAAUUGUUAUUUCUUUGUGCUCUGCCAAGUUGUUCCUGAAUGAGCAUAAGUGGUUGAUUGACUAAUCUGUUUUUGCUCGGAAUUGAAUGUUAUGAAUGUCAAUGAAUAAGAAUAAGAAACAACCUUUGGAAGCCUACUUUUUAGUUAGUCUUUACACCAAACUCUGUUGAUUAUGUCAAAACUUUAAAAUACCACAUUCGUCAUUUUAUGUAAAUUGUCCUUUGAUGAAAAAGAUUUGUCUUUUAUGCAGAGGUGAGAAUAUGAGAGAAAAUGUUGCUGAUGGAUUUGAAGUAUAUGUCCCGGAGGUCUGUUUGGUUACUUUGAUUUAUUUUUCAGGCCUAUUAGUCAUCUAGAUGUGCGUCAUUUGAUAAUCACUAAGUUAAUAUUAGAGUUUACAAUUGUCGAUUCUUUUCUUCUUUUUUCUUAUAAUUCGAAAUCAAAAUGUUUUGAAAUAUUUUUAAAUCCAAAGAUUUUUUUUUCAAGUUUGACGCUUGUUUUUUUACUUGUUGUUUUUUUUUCACAUUCCCAAUCUUUAUGCGUCAUUCGAAUGUACAUAUUGUUCUAAUGUGUAGUUUGUCAAGUGUCAUUUUGAGUUUAAUGUGUAUAAUUUCGUACUUCGAUCCAGAAAAGGAUGACUUAAAGUUUGCUCAUUUUGUUGUGAUGAGAGUAAAGUCAGAACCCCAGACCCACCCAUUUCGGGGACAGUGUUUAUUGAGCAAGUACGUAGUCAGACCUGAAAGUUUCACAAAGUGCUUGUGGUUGUUGAGGAAUAUGAUGUUGCUAUUUCUUUUCCGAUACUCUUUGGUUUACAUUCACCCGUUGGGUUCCCCCUACCCCUUUAAAAAA